AUGCCAUCGCCUCACAGCAGCGAAAACGAGGAUGGAGAUCUUGAAGACACCGUAAAAUCUGACGAUGAUGGAUCCUAUGUCGAAUAUCGUCGGAAAAGAGCGAAACUUGACGCGAGCAAAGCAGAGCUUGAUCGGGCAAAUGCCGAACUUGAAGCCUGGAUAGCAAAAGAGCUUAGGCGACACGCAGCAGCGUCCGCCAAAAUAUGCCGACACACUCGUCGCACAAAGGGGCAGUCGCUCAGAAAGUACAACUCGUCUAAAAAGCGGCCUUCAAACACAUUGCUACACCAUAAUGGCGAUCAGAGGGUCAAAGUCGAAGAUGACCUCGUGUCUGUCUCGCCGAUUAAAAUGGAAAGUCGCGUGGGUCCGGACCAUAUUAUUGCCAACGAGGUCACAACAAGCAGAACCACUGAGCCUGCAGGCAGCAACUUCCCUGCCGACAUUCCUCGGCCGUUGUGGGAGACACAACUAAACACCCACUUUGCGGGACCACCUCCUCAACAGCCCUUUCUCUCUCUAGUUCCCAACAGCUACCUGUCUCCUCAAGGUCACUUUGUCUGCCCACACCUGAGUCUUGGUAUGGCUGGCUCAGGCUCUCGGAAUGGCAAUCAGGACUUGAUUUGCGAUCUCUGCCAGCAACAGGUGGAUCGAUUCUACCUUCAAUACGGCACAUCAAACGAUUCGUUUUCCUUUCCGCUGGGUCCGUACGACUACUAG
Molecule: messenger RNA, 717 nt
Organism: Cyphellophora europaea CBS 101466
Lineage: Eukaryota; Fungi; Ascomycota; Eurotiomycetes; Chaetothyriales; Cyphellophoraceae
Exons: 1
Coding region: 1-717 (238 amino acids)
Source: RefSeq, a predicted model, not a curated record